Gekko japonicus is the source of this 2346-nucleotide messenger RNA. RefSeq names its product kinesin-like protein KIF20A. Gene Ontology annotation, biological process: mitotic spindle assembly; microtubule-based movement. Gene Ontology annotation, cellular component: nucleus; spindle microtubule. The transcript has 18 exons. The record is from RefSeq and is a predicted model, not a curated record. The coding region runs from base 1 to 2346 and encodes 781 amino acids. NCBI's taxonomy places the organism in Eukaryota, Metazoa, Chordata, Lepidosauria, Squamata, Gekkonidae. Gene Ontology annotation, molecular function: plus-end-directed microtubule motor activity; microtubule binding; ATP binding.
AUGAACUGUCAGGAAGGAACAGGUGUACUCUCAACAACAUGUAGUGUGACUGAAUUAACUUUGCCCCUUGAGUUAUCAGAGGUAUCCAGAGCUAAAGAGCAUCAUGAGGGAGAGGAGGAUGUAUGUCAGCUACUGAAAGUGUACUUGAGAGUGCGGCCCUUCUCCAAGGCAGAGCUUGAAAGCAAUGAAAAUCAAGACUGCUUAACGAUUGAAAACCAAGAAACGGUAACUCUUCGUGCACCUAAAGAAUCAGCUGCAAUGAAGAACAGCGAAAAGGGAAUUGGGCAAUGUGCACAUCGGUUCACCUUUACUCGGGUUUUUGGACCGGAUAGUACUCAAAGUGAAUUUUUUGAAGGCACAAUGAAUGCGAUACUAAAAGCAUACACCAAUGGAGUGAAUGGACUUGUGUUUACCUAUGGUGUUACUAAUGCUGGCAAAACAUUCACUGUUCACGGUUGUCCAAAAGAUGGUGGUAUUCUGCCUCGUGCUCUUGAAAUGAUCUUCAGUCAUGUAAGAGGAAGACAGUAUCAAAAGAUGGACUUAAAGCCAUGCUUCAGCAAUCUUAUCAAGAGGCUGGAUGAUAUGCAGACUAAGCGAGAGGAAUCCAUAAAAGCUGCGCUCCUUGCCUCUUUGAAAGAGGAGCCUGAUCAUUCUUUGAAGUGUACCACAACUUCAGGUACAUCAGAUUCACCUUGUAGUAACUGUAGCUCACCCAGUCUUCCUUUGGAUCAAUUAGACCAAAGUAAUGAACUACUAGAUUCUGAGAGGGGUAGCAGGUAUCAGAGAACACUGUUGUCUAUCUGGGUUUCUUUCUUUGAAAUCUACAAUGAGUACGUUUAUGAACUACUGGACUCACUGCCAACAUCAAAAAAUCAAAAGCGUAAAGUUCUAAGGAUCUGUGAGGAUCAAGGAGGAAGUUCUUAUGUAAAAGACUUGAAGUGGAUCAACAUAAAGAACAUAGAUGAAGCUUACAAAAUUCUUAAAAUAGGAAACAAAAACAGAAGUUUGUCAUGCACUAAGACAAAUCAGCAAUCAAGCAGAAGCCACAGCAUCUUUUCUAUCAGACUAAUCAGCUUGACUGAUGAGACUAUACCACAUGUUCUUGGAGUCUCUGAACUCUCUUUGUGUGACCUGGCUGGAUCAGAACGAUGCAAUAAAACACAAAGCUUUGGAGACAGGCUUAAAGAAGCAGGCAAUAUUAAUAAUUCUCUUCUUAUCCUUGGGAAAUGCAUUGCAGCUCUGAAACAAAAUCAAAAUCCUACGUUAAGGCAGGCAUAUAUUCCCUUCAGAGAAAGUAAGCUAACCCGCUUAUUUCAACCAUUCUUUUGUGGUAAAGGCAAAGCUUGUAUGAUAGUUAACAUUAACCAAUGUGCCUCUACGUAUGAUGAGACCCUGCAUGUAAUGAAAUUUUCCGCUGUAGCUAAGCAAAUUAUUCAAACAUUUCAACCUAAAAUCUUUGAUUAUUUCCCCCCACAAUACAGUGGGAGGGAAGGUAAGCCUGCAGUACAGUCGGAUGACAUAUCUGCUGAGGAGCUUCCAGAUGAUACUAAUAUAUCCUCCUCUUCCUCUGAAGAAGAAAUAGAUAUUAGCAUUAUGACACAUGAGCGCCUGGAAGAUAUGAAAGAAAGCUAUGAAGAGAAACUGGAGAGUAAAUUUGAAAUGUACAAGGAGGCUAUAAAGAAGCAUGCAUAUAUGUGUGCAAUGGAGCAAAUUGAAGAGCACUAUGUUCCAGUUGAAGAGUUCAUAGCUGAACAAGCAAAAGUUGAGGAUCGAGAGAUGAAAAUACAGCAGCUGAAACUAAAGUUUGGAGAGUCCAAUGCCUUUACUUUGGAAAGUCCUUAUUCAGAUACCACAGAGGGGGAAAUGAAUCCGGAUGUUAAGUACAAGAUGAUGAUGCAGAGAGCUUCAGAUACCUUGUCAAGGCAGUGUGAGGAGAAAGAUGAGUUAAUCAAAUCGCUGAAGCUGAAAAUGCAAAAAUUAAAUGAAAUGUUACAAGAGGCCAAUGAUGUCUAUAAAAAAACGGUUGAGGAGAAUUAUAGACUGAAGCAAGUGAUCAUGUUCAAGGAACAAGAGACUGAAGGUCUCCAAACCUGGGCUAAACGUGUCCAUGAACUUGAAGCCACAGUAUCUCUUCUACAAAAAGAACUAGAUGAAAGCAAGAAGUUUCUUAAUGUGGACGAUUUUAAACAUCGAAAAUCCAAGAAGGGGUUUUUUUCAAAUCUUAAGUAUACAGUAGCUGAGGUUCCUAAAACAAACAGCAAAGACUCAGAAAAACUUAAUUGGUCGCCUACAGUGAUGUGUAAGCAAACAGUGCAUAAAGUAAAAGAAUCGCUUCAGUCUUUUUAG